CACCGCGCAGGUUCCGUCUUAUUGAUUUGCGUCUGUCUAUGGAUCGAUAAUUAUUUGACUACGCGUUUCUGAGUGCUUCGCUAGCUCGACCACAGCCCAUUGAAGCACUCCUCGUUGCUGCCUGCGCUCAACUUCCCCCGUCCGCUUCCCGUUUCCCCCAUCUCAAUCCAACGUUCCCAGCAUGACGUCGACCACCGAAGACCAGAUUCGCCUUCUCGAAGAGGCCUUAGGUGUGGUUCGACAGCAGUCGCAGAUGAUGCGAAAAUGUCUCGAGACUCCAGGAAAGCUCAUGGAUGCGCUCAAGUGCGGGUCCACCUUUGUCUCUGAACUUCGAACGCCGAGCUUGAGUCCGAAGCAGUACUACGAGUUGUACAUGGCUGUGUUUGAUGCGUUGCGACACCUUUCCAUCUACCUGAAGGAAAACCACCCAGUUAAUCACUUGGCUGAUCUCUACGAGUUGGUACAAUAUGCCGGCAACAUCAUCCCGCGACUCUAUCUCAUGAUCACGGUGGGAACCGUGUAUAUGUCGGUGGAGGAUGCUCCGGUCAAGGAGAUUAUGAAGGACAUGAUGGAGAUGAGCAGAGGCGUACAACACCCGAUCCGCGGCCUGUUUUUGAGAUACUACUUGUCUGGUCAGGCAAGGGACUACUUGCCCACUGGAAGUGGCGAUGGGCCGGAAGGCAACCUGCAAGACUCGAUUAACUUUGUGCUGACCAACUUCGUCGAGAUGAAUAAACUAUGGGUUAGACUCCAGCACCAGGGUCCCUCGAGGGAAAAGGAGAAAAGGGUGCAGGAGAGACGCGAGUUAGAGCUACUUGUGGGCAGCAAUAUUGUCCGUCUCAGCCAGCUGGUGGACCUGGAGGCUUAUAAAUCGGGUAUCCUGCAGGCACUGCUGGAGCAGGUCGUUCAGUGCCGUGACGUCCUGGCACAGGAGUAUCUGCUUGAAGUUAUCACUAAUGUCUUCCCGGAUGAAUUCCAUCUCCACACGCUAGAUCUCCUACUCUCCGCAAUCGCCCGGCUCAAUCCACACGUCGAUUUGAAAAAGAUCGUAAUAGGUCUUAUGGACCGGCUAUCAUCAUAUGCGGCCCGAGAAGCGGAAAGCGUGGACUCUGAGAGAAGAAAGCUGGAUGAGGAAGAAGCUGUAACGAAGCUGCUUCGGAAACUUGAGCUUUCCGGGGAGACAGAUCAAGAACAACCGCCAGAGGAUGCAGAAGCCUCUGCCGCUGUCGAGAAUGGGGCUGCACCCGCCACAAAAGAAGCUAGCGAGUCUACUGAACAGCCUGAAGAACCCGCGACGAAUGGGAACUCCAAGACGAAAACUGGAAUCCCAGAAGACGUUAAGCUAUAUGAUGUCUUCUAUGAGCAGGUUGUUAAUUUGAUCAAAACUCGUGCCUUGCCAAUCCAGGAUACUAUGGCGCUAUUAGUAUCCCUUGUCAAUCUUGCCCUGAACAUCUAUCCGGAUCGACUAGAAUAUGUCGAUCAGGUUCUUGAAUUUGCUACAAAGAAGACCGCAGAGUAUGCUGACCACGCAGAUCUUCACUCCACUCCAGCGCAACAGAAUCUUCUGAGUCUCCUUCUGGCGCCCAUCCGUUCUUAUGUCUCCAUUUUCACAGCUAUGGCCUUACCCCACUACAUUCCGCUCCUGUCUUCUCAGUCAUAUCCCACCCGGAGAUCUGUCGCUGGAGAGGUUGCUCGUAGUUUACUGAAAAACAAGACUCCAAUAGCGACAUCAGAGAAUCUUGACCGUGUUCUCCAAACCAUCAGAGUCUUGAUCCGAGAUGGCACGCAGCAAGGGGCUGGGUACCCUGGGCUCCAGGCUCAGCGACGCGGGGGAGAAACCGAUGAGACAAUAGAAGAGCAAGGAUGGCUUGCAAGAUUGGUCCAUCUGGUUCAAGCUCCGGACAAUGAUACGCAGCUCAAGCUUCUACAAACAACCCGCAAGGCAUAUGCUGAAGGCAACGAACGAAUCCGCUACACAACCCCAGCAAUAAUUACAGCUUCCAUUAAGUUAGCCCGGAAAUUGAAGUCACGCGAGCACUAUGAUGAUAAUUGGCAAUCACAAUCAUCAUCACUUUAUCGGUUCAUGCACCAAUGUGUCAGCAACCUCUACCAGCGAGCAAACCCCUCAUGUGCAGAUCUUUCCUUGCGUUUAUUCGUGAUGUGUGGCGAAGUUGCCGACCAGACAGGAUUUGAGGAGUUCAGUUAUGAAUUCUUUGCCCAAGCAUUUACAAUCUAUGAGGAUGCAAUCAGCGACUCCCGUGCCCAGUUCCAGGCUGUAUGCAUUAUUGCAGGUGCCCUGCACAGUACACGGGGAUUUUCCAAAGAAAACUACGACACGCUCAUCACGAAGGCCGCGUUACACGGUAGUAAACUGCUCAAGAAACCAGACCAAUGCCGAGCUGUGUACCUUGCCAGUCACCUGUGGUGGGUUGUCGAAAACCCACAACGGGGAGAAGAAGACCCGAAGAAUCUUUAUCGGGAUGGUAAGCGCGUUUUAGAAUGUCUCCAACGCGCCCUUCGCGUUGCAGAUGCCUGCAUGGAUGCGGCCGUAUCCGUGGAAUUGUUUGUCGAAAUCCUUAAUCGCUAUGUCUAUUACUUUGACCAACAAAACGAAACCGUUACGGUUAAGUACCUGAAUGGCCUCAUCGAACUCAUACACUCCAAUCUGCAAACAAACGAAGACGAACCAAAUCCAAAUCUUGAGGGGCCAAAGCGACAUUUUCAGCGGACGCUCGAAUAUAUUCGGUCUAGGGAGUUUGAGGGUGUUGUGACGGAGCCUAGGCAAUAGGAUUCCUUCCUGUCACGUUCAUUUCUCUCACUUUUCUCUCUCUUCCCCUACCUGUCUCCAUAUCGCCCUAUAUACAUACAUAACAAGGGAUCAUAUGUUGACCUGGGAUAGAUCGAAGGUCGUCAAAGUCAUUCCUUCUGGUUUCUUUUUCUCUUUUUAAUGUGUCAUCCUCUCUUUUAUCACAUAAGUACGUGUGUAACUGCAGAUUACCCUUCGUGUGUUAUAGUUUUAGUAUCAUCAUACCCUGUUUUCGUAGAUAGGUAGUCAUUGAUCUGAUUUAUUAUCGAUUGUACUUAGCAGGUAUAUAUACAUUGCUAUGUUAUUGUGGGAAGAAGUGAAACCAAGAAUACGUCGAUGUCUAUAAACACACAUCACUGUCAGAUUCUCUUUUUCUAGAGAUCCCUAUUUCUCUUCGAUGGUAGGGAAAGGGAGAAGAGAUAUGACACAAAAGAAGAAAAUCCAAACACUUAACAGAAACCAUUAGAAG
Monascus purpureus is the source of this 3275-nucleotide messenger RNA. The record is from the annotation of a GenBank genome assembly. Lineage: Eukaryota; Fungi; Ascomycota; Eurotiomycetes; Eurotiales; Aspergillaceae.